AUGGAGUUUGUAAAUUUGAUGUCAGCAUUAUCAUUGAAUGAUAACAACACAAAUAAUUCAUUAUCAUUUGAAAAAGACAGUGAAUGUAUAUUAAAUCCAAUUUCUGUAAAAAUUGGUGAUAUUCAUACAGAAAUAAUAUUUGGUGAAUAUGCUGAUCGAAUUGUCCUAAUAAUCACACAAUAUGAGAAAAUUGGUGGUAGCAUGUAUUUAGUGUCAAAAGAUGAAACUGGAGUAAAUGGUCCACUAACCGAACCUGUUUAUACCACAAAAAGUUUAUUUGGAACGGAUGAAUUAUUACAUCAAGUAGCUGCACGAUUCUUUGCUGAAAAAUUAAGCAUCACAAAACCUUUGUUAAUAUUUCUUUGUUUAAAGGAUUACGGUCCUGAAAUGUUAAAAUCGAUUGCGGCCAGUUUAACACAAAAGUAA
Messenger RNA from Chrysoperla carnea, 426 nucleotides. Its product is annotated as proteasome assembly chaperone 3-like. NCBI's taxonomy places the organism in Eukaryota, Metazoa, Arthropoda, Insecta, Neuroptera, Chrysopidae. Gene Ontology annotation, biological process: proteasome assembly. Bases 1 to 426 code for a protein of 141 amino acids. The transcript has a single exon. The record is from RefSeq and is a predicted model, not a curated record.